Molecule: messenger RNA, 3482 nt
Organism: Xyrauchen texanus (razorback sucker)
Lineage: Eukaryota; Metazoa; Chordata; Actinopteri; Cypriniformes; Catostomidae
Product: PH and SEC7 domain-containing protein 1-like
Exons: 13
Coding region: 106-1689 (527 amino acids)
Biological process (GO): regulation of ARF protein signal transduction
Molecular function (GO): guanyl-nucleotide exchange factor activity
Source: RefSeq, a predicted model, not a curated record
CUAUCCUGUUGGAGGAGUUUGGAAAUGGAGAACUUCUGUGAUACAGAGGGGUGAUCUGUGGCAGGAGCUUUAUGGUGCUCUUACAUACAUCUAACUAACAUUGGAAUGUGGUGGUUUAAAGGCAGAGUUGGGUCACUGAGAGAGAGGCCAUCACGGCCUGUGGCUGAUUCUGAUCCAGAUGUGGCUGAACGAUUGGCUCUAGGUAGCACUGAAACUCUGACCAAUGGCAGUAAAGCUGACCUCCAGGCUGCUAAACGGCUGGCCAAACGCUUGUACAAUCUCGAUGGAUUUAAAAAGUCAGACGUGGCACGACACCUGAGCAAGAACAAUGAUUUCAGUCACAUGGUAGCAGAGGAGUAUCUGAGUUAUUUCAACCUCUCAGGGAUGACAGUGGUUCAGGCACUGAGAGUGUUUUUGAGAGAGUUUGCCCUAAUGGGUGAGACACAGGAGAGGGAGAGAGUACUGUCCCAUUUCUCUAGAAGAUAUCUCCAGUGCAACCCAAACAUGAUACCAAAUGAAGACAGUGUUCACACAUUGACUUGUGCCGUGAUGCUGCUCAACACUGAUCUGCAUGGACAUAACAUAGGAAAGAGGAUGACCUGCACACAGUUUAUUAGUAACCUGGAGGGGUUGAAUGAUGGCCAAAACUUUCCGAAAGAUCUUCUCAAGGCUCUUUACAACUCUAUCAAAAAUGAAAAACUGCAGUGGACAAUCGAUGAGGAGGAACUACGGAAAUCUUUCUCUGAGCUGGACGGCAGGAAAGACUCUGCGUCGCACACCAUGAAGCGGAACAGCAGUGGAGGAAACCCCCUAGUCAGUGUCGUGCAGCUGUCCAACACUCAGGUCUACAAGAAUGGCGUUCUUGUGCGCAAAGUUCAUGCUGAUCCCGAUGGCAAAAAGACUCCACGAGGUAAAAGAGGUUGGAAGACAUUCUAUACCAUCCUUAAGGGACUGAUUCUCUAUCUGCAAAAGGAUGAAUAUCAUCCAGAUAAACAGCUGUCUGAUGAGGACUUGAAGAAUGCAGUAUCAAUCCAUCAUUCUUUAGCCAUGCGGGCAGCAGACUACAGCAAGCGGCCCAACGUGUUUUACCUUCGCACUGCAGACUGGAGAGUCUUUCUCUUUCAGGCCCUCAAUGCAGAGCAAAUGCAGUCCUGGAUCACCCGCAUCAACACAGUGGCAGCCAUGUUCUCUGCCCCUCCCUUCCCAGCAGCCAUUGGCUCACAGAAGAAGUUUAGCCGCCCUCUUCUGCCAGGCUCAAGCACCAAGCUCUCACAGGAAGAACAGCUUAAGUCUCAUGAGACACGGUUUCGAGCCAUUUCUGCUGAGCUCCAUGAUCUGCGCUCUUCUUCUCAAGACCGCAAGACCAAAAGCAGGGACCUAGAAGAGUACAAGCAAAGGGAAGAGUAUCUGGACUUUGAGAAAACACGCUACGGAACAUACGCAAUGCUUUUGAGGGCUAAAAUCCGAACAGGGGUAACAGACCUGGUUGCAUUUGAGUCCCGUUUGUUUGACGACGGUGGCCUGCAGAGGGCUCACUCCAGCCCCACUCUACCCCAGGACAACAGCCAUGCCAGAAGCAAUGAAGAGUCUAGCAGGAGCAGCAGCAGUGCCGCCCGCAGCAGCAGCACCAAGAGAAGCAAGCGCACAGAUGCUCAUAGACACAGCUACAGACAGGCUGUCAAACAAUGAGACAUCAUGUAGCAAGUGGGCCACUUAUCCCAUCAGGUAUAAUAUAUCUCUAUUCAGGGGAUGAAUGAAGAGUGUAACUGGUCCAGGACACCUGGAGAUUACUCUGAUGAUUCCUCUCAAGUCAUUUUGAAUUAUAUACUGUGCUUGGUAGGGGUUGCUAAAAUCUGGAGAAAUGACCACAAUAGCUUACCCAUAUAUGGCCACUGGCUCCGAGAACUGGUAAAGCAUGCAUUUCUAGCCAAUAACCACAAGCCCAAAUCUGCAAGUGGGGCCAGAUGAGGAGGAGCACCAACCUCAUGGUAUUUCUGUCAGUCUUUGUUUUUGCCACAGACCUGUUCAGUUUAUCUUGUACAUUAUGCUUGUUUAAUGUUGGUUAAAAUCAUAGCACUUGUGUGCCGUUUUUUUCCAGUCGCUUUAUUUAUUUCUGGUGGCCCCUGGGAGCGAUAACCAAAAGAGAAGGAAACCUCUUUAUCAAAUGAACAUAUGUUGUUCACCUUAUAUAUUUAAAGCAUUGUAGAUUUAGCUUUUUAGACUGCAGUUUCUUUAUUGGAGGCUAAUCAAGACAUGUAGCUUUAAAAGAAAAUCUGAGAAUUUAGUUUGUACGGUCCUUUAUGUUCUUAAAGCAUGUGUCAAAGCAUGCCAAUGGUUGAAGACAAUCAGUUCCUUGUUUGGUACAAUUACUGAGAAUAUGAAUGUGUUUAUUUGGUUAUACCAUGACUAUUGACUAGUGAUUAUGACACUGGGCAUUUUUCUUGUCAGAAUUAUGCAAAUGAAUUUGCUCCGUGCACACUAACAAAAUGACCAAAUCUCUUUGUGAAAUGAUCAUUAUAAAUGAUCAUCGUAAUUGACCCCAUUGUAUUAUUUGGUAUAAUGUAAGAGAAUUGUGUAUGUUAAAUAUGUACUGAGCUUGAGAAUGAUGUGAUUCAAAUCUUUGUGUCAAAACCAUUUGAUCAUGGCCAAGCCAUUUCAUUCUCAGGCACUCGUAUUCAAAUUUGAUUCAGAAUGUGCUACGGCGACACAUUCUGCCACCAGAGAGGGCACUAACAGCUGGUUUGUUCUGUAUAGCUACGUACACUAUAAUACCUCAAUUGCAUUGAGAGAUUUUUUUCAAAGAAGUGUCAUUUGGUCAGAAAUACUAGUACCUGUUUAAUAACUGAUGGUCAAAUGUUAUUUUCUUAUGAUCCAAUGAAUUCCUGUGUGGUAUUGCUUUGUUGACAACAACAAAAAGAAGCUUUUAUUCCGCUUAUCAUCACCUCAUUAAUUAACACGAAGAAUCCAAGAAAUUGUAAAACAUUUAUUGUAAAAAAAACACACCAGUGCAAAUCCAGGUUGUGAAGAUCUAAACUGACUGUUAUCACUGCCAGCAUACAGAUCAAAUUCAGACACUGAGAAAAUAAAAUACACAAAACAAAUUAAGAAGUAUUUUUAUCAACAGAUUAUUAUAUGGAUCUGGGACCCAAACUCUGGUGGCAUUUCAAAAGUGUUCUGCUCCUCUGCACUAUGGGUAAUAGGUGUAUUUAAUGAAAAGAGCUAUUUAUAUAUUUUUAAGUUUUAUUAUCUGUCUUGAGAAUUUGUUUAUGACUGAAGCAUAUUGACAUAAGGGUUUAUAUACAAGAUUUUAUAGGGAACACUCAACCACUCAAAGUAGUUUGGUGUCACCCAAAGAUUUUAUUGUACUUGUAACAUAUUUCUAUAGCUUUUUUGUUUGGGUUGUUGUCCAUUCUAGCUGUAUAUAAUAUGAAUAUUAUGUUACUGCUCGGCAAGAAUAAUGCUAUAAUGUUGUAUGUUUUGCA